Messenger RNA from Rhagoletis zephyria (snowberry fruit fly), 761 nucleotides. RefSeq names its product adenylate kinase-like. NCBI's taxonomy places the organism in Eukaryota, Metazoa, Arthropoda, Insecta, Diptera, Tephritidae. Gene Ontology annotation, molecular function: nucleobase-containing compound kinase activity; ATP binding. The record is from RefSeq and is a predicted model, not a curated record. Gene Ontology annotation, biological process: nucleobase-containing compound metabolic process.
GAUGUUAUGGUCCAGCGCAUUUUGGGACGUGCAGCUGCUUCGACAGAAAAGCGCGCCGAUGACAAUGAGGAAACCAUCAAAACUCGCCUCGCCACCUUUAGAACGAAUACCAGUGCAAUUUUGGAUCAAUAUACCGACAAGACGAUAACGCUCAAUGCCGAACGUACGGCCGAUGAAAUUUUCGUUGAUGUGCAACGUGCAUUGGAUUGUCUGAUUCAAAAGAAGGCUCAGGCGGUUGCAUGCGCCUAAUUUAUGAAUACAUAUCUAUGCCAUGCCACAAAUAAUAUCCAUAAAUAUGUAGAUAAUAAAAUUUACGUGAUUGCACGUAAACCUGUUGUAGCACAAUUGAAACGCGCGCAUACCUAUGUACAUAUAAAUACAUACAUACAUACAUAAGUACAUAUAUUACCAAAGCAAUUGAUAUUAGCUAAUUUAUUAGCGAAAAAGCAAAAGAAAAUAAUUUAUUUAAAAAAUAUAUUGCAAAUACUCGGUACUAAUAUGCGUGCAAUUUUUUCGCAUUGAGCGGAACUACUUACAAUUGCAUAUAUGUAUGUAAUUCUCAACCCAUAAACGCUUGAGUAAUUAUUUAGCCGCCAAAAAAGUUGCAUAAGUGUAGCAAAACAAAAGAAACUAUGAUUAAAAUGGUAAUGAAGUAUGUAUGUGCGUGGUAUGUACACUAAUAAGAGCUGUCUAUGGGAAAUAUGUGCUUUAAUUAUCUAAAAAAUACAAUGUAUGUACUUUAUUUAUUUAAUAACACAAAG